CCUCGUCCCCGGCGACGGAGCGCUUUCCGUGGCCCUGCUGCCUCCUGUUGCAUUCUGGGGCCUCAGAGCUCUCUGGCUGAGGAUUCUAAAGGCCCCUCCGUAAACUCCACAUCCCACAAUGCAGCAGGAGGCAGCCAGAGCAGUUAAAGAGGAAUAGCAGCGCUAUAAGAGCUCCAACAAAUCAGAGGCUCCCAAACUUGGGUCCUUCAGGUGUUUAGGACUUUCAGCUCCCAGAAGGCCUAAGAGAACAGGAAUUCUGGGAGAUGAAGUCCCCCCUCCAUGCUAACUGCUCCCUCCCUGGCCUUGGAGGGAGAGAAGACCUAGCAGACCCCAAGCUGAAGCACCAUGGAUGCACGUUUUACUCGUGGGAAGUCUGCUAUCCUUGAGCGCUCACUAACCCGGCCUAAGACGGACAUCAGUCUGAGUGCCUUUUCACUGCUGUUUUCUGAGAUUGUGCAGUACUGUCAGAACAGGGUCUACUCAGUUUCGGAGCUUCAGAACAAACUUUCUGAACUAGGCCAGCAGGUGGGAGCCCGUAUUUUGGAUGUGCUGGUGAUGCGGGAGAAGAACGGUAAGCGAGAAACUAAAGUCAUCAACAUACUGCUUUUCAUCAAAGUGACUGUAUGGAAGGCUCUCUUUGGGAAGGAGGCUGACAAGCUGGAACAAGCAAAUGACGACGACAAGACCUACUAUAUCAUUGAGAAGGAGCCUCUCAUCAAUACUUACAUUUCAGUUCCCAAGGAGAACAGCACACUAAACUGUGCCUCCUUCACAGCUGGCAUUGUGGAGGCCAUGCUGACUUGCAGUGGCUUUCCUGCCAAAGUCACGGCCCACUGGCACAAAGGCACCACUCUUAUGAUCAAGUUUGAUGAGUCAGUGAUAGCCCGAGACAAAGCUCUGGAUGGCCGCUGACUUCAUUCACUGUGAAGUGAUCUGCAUUGUACAUAUGUACUUAGUAUUCUAAAAUAAUUUCCCUAACUAUGUUUGGACGGUUUACAGUAAGGGGCAGCAAGCUCCAGAGUGAGGCAUUGUCUCCCAUAUGCUGAUGCUGACAGUGAAUGUUUAUACUGUUUAUCUAGGACCACUUUUGUUUCCAAAAAAUCUACAGAUAUGUUUCUUUACUCUUGUUAGACGGAAUGGAAUUGUUUCCCCUGCAAAGAGAUAUACCAUCUGCUAAGGAGAGCUAAAUUAUGUGUGAUUUGAUGCAGAGCUUUCCUCAGUGCUGUUGCCUUGCACAUUUUUAUUGUUACCCCAUAGAACUUACCACUAGAAAAUAUUAGCCAAGGGUAUAUUUUGCUAGGCCAUCUGGUUUGGAAUGAACUGUAAAGCCUCUCUUAUUCUGCUGCUUCUUAGCUAGUCCCUGUCAGUUGUUACUCGCCUUCACCACUUACUUGCUCUCUUGCCUGCAAGAAUGAUCUGAAGAUGGCGUGGCAAAACAGGCAACUUACAAAUUAAAUGAGUAGUUUCCUUUUGAGUUGCACUGGUUUGGAGACCAACCACUUUGAAUAAAGUAUUUCAGAACAAGAGUAAAACAUCAAAAAGACUGUUUGCUUCUGUGAAAAGUACGCUUUGCUACCCAUAUAGUUUCUGCUGUAGAGAGCAAAAGGCAACAGAUAUUUAAAUCUGUUUUUGCUUCCCUGCCUGCAAGGCUUGGGAGCUGUCAAGUAAAGGCUUCUUUGAGAAUUAUUCCAAAAGCUUUUACUAACAGGGCUUUCCCAUUAGGUUAGUCAGACUCAUUUUCUGCUAUAUUCUGAAAAAAAGGGGAAAGUGCUGUCUCUCUCACCAUUGAGUAUUCUUGUCCUUUUAUAUCAGGUGGAUGAGGGGAGAAGAUAUAGAUAUAUAAGUAAUGCUAAACCAUACUUCAGCAUGGUGCACAUGAGAGAAAAACCUGCAAAUGCGACUGAGGACAUUGGCCAGAAGGAAGAAUAAACUAGAUUUUAGUUUUGCUUUACCUGAUUCCUAUCCUCUCGUGUACAGACCUGGAAACAUGGCUUAAAUUAGCCAGCUAAACAAUCCUGAUUUUGUAAUUGGUUUGUUUAGUGGUUAUGGGGUUGUUAAAACAAUGAUGUCCAGUUUGCACAUAUUAACAGCCCAGGAAUCAGACAUAGCAUGAAUGGACUUACUCCUUCCCCAAGUUAAGUGGAAGGAAGGAGUGGGUAGGUCCCUGAGGUUUGCUCAGGCUCUUAAUCUGCUCAUGCAAAGACUAGCAAAUUGGCCUUCCUCAACCUGAGUUACUCUGGAUGACUGGCUCACAGUUCCCAGGCAACACAGGCAUAGGUCAGGGAUGAUGGGUAUUUCAGAAUGAAGCAUCUGAUGGGAAAUAGAUGGUGGAACACUGAGCUCAACAGUAGUUUUGUAUGAUGUGUAACCAUUCCUAUUUUGUUGAAAGUUGUUUGCAGCAUUUUUAAAACUAGUUUGAAAUUAUCCUGCUAACUAAAGGCACUAAAUGUUUUGAUUAAUUGGUUUACCAAGUAAAAGUGCUGAAAAAUAUCUCUUUAGUGACCUUUUUAAUGCCUUCCUCUCUGAACCUUCCUUUUUCUUUAGUGAGAUAAAUUAAAAUAAUCCCUGUGCUUUACACAACAAACACAUUAAGGUGACACUGAUGGGCACUAUGUGAGUGAAUCAUUUGAUUUAUGUGUGAAUUUACUGUAGGGGAAGAAUAUGUCCUUGUUAUAUGUUUAGCAAUGUAGUGUGUGUAUUCUUUGAAAAUGAAGCUUUCCUGUUCUCAGAGUAUAGUUCAUAGAUUGAGAGAGGUUUAAUAUUAAUUCACCUCAUGUAAAAAGAGUUCAUCCAAAAAUGUUAAAUUGUUAUUUCUAGGUUUUAUAUGCUUUAGUGGAGAAUGUCCCACUAAACUGCUGUAUCUUAUUGAGGUUCUGUGGUUUUUUUUACAGUUUAUGAGUUACACUAUGGACUUUCUGUCUAAGUGAGCAGACUUUCCAAAUGAGAUACUAGCAGCCAGGAAAGAUUAGAUGUGAAAACAGCCCAAAUUCCAGGAAUGAGGAUUCCCCCCCCUCCCCUGAACAUUUACAUUUAUUUUCCAGGCCUUCAUAUCCCUAAAGAAGUUACAGCGAGUCCUUCCAAUCCACAGGGGAUUGGUUCUGAGAAAUUGCAUGGAUAUGAGGGGGGGGGGAAGCAGGUGAUCAUGCCUCAUAACGUGAACAUGUGUUCAUGCCACUCCCAUUUAAUAUUAUGGGGUGUGACAUUCCAUGGCCAGUUGAAUUUGUGGAUCUAGAAACAGAAAGUUUGGAGGACCCACUGUAUAAAGUUGAAUUGGAGUUGAAUUGGAAUCUUAUGCAAUUCCUUCCUGUAGCUAUGCCAUGUUGUAGAAAUGAAUUCAAGUGGGGUCGUGGCAAAUUUGGUUCUUCAAAUUUGGUUUGAAGAAUUCUGCAAGUAGCAUAAAAGAUAUUGUUGAAAGGAAUGGUAGUACAAAAGUUUUAUCUUGCCUCUGCUAGCAUUAUGUCACAACAUAACUUAUUGAAGAAAAGUAAGCUGAUGAUUUGCAAAAGUGAGAAAAGUUUGGAUAAUGACCCACUUAAAAUUUCUAGAGAGAAACUAAUACAGCUUUCCUCCCAGAUGGUUUCUUUCAGUAAAUAUCAGACUUGUGUAUAUGCAUGUGAAUCAGUCCUAAGCAUUAUUUAUCUCUCAGUAGAAGUGGUAGCCUUGCUAUCAUGCAAUACAAUAGGGAGUACAAGUAAUGAAAUUUACCCUUUUCUGUGCACAGUUAUUUUGGAGCUAAAAUGUACAUAGAAUUGCAGAUUAUUACUUAUGCUUGUUUUGUUUCUUUGGACUGCUUGACACUGUGUUGCAUAUGAUGGCUUUUCUUCACCAACAAGAGUGGGAAGUUUUCUUAUUACAAAAGAAGUAUAAAGUAUAAACUUGAUUUUUUUUCCUGCAGUUACAUUAUAACAGUUACUAGGUAGGUGUAACUGACAAGGAAAUGCAUCUCCUUGACUCUAGAAAGUUGGAGGUGGAUCCUAAUAACUAAUGUGUAAAAACAGAAAGGACUUUAAUUGUUUAGAAAUGUUUGCUUUAGGCAUUAUUUAAUUAAACACCCACCAUGGACCAAGAGCUGCUUCUGAGAAGAUGAUUGAUACUUAAAAACAGUUACCAGAGUACAGAGUUUCUUCUUCAACAUCUGUUUUCCAUUCACAUUCUUCUUCAUGCACAUGGCUUUUCAAAUGAAUAAUACAGGUGUACAUCAAUUACAGCUUUAAAUAUAUGAAGUAAUUAAAUAUUUAUAAUUACUGGGAAAAUAAAUGCUUUUCUGCUUGCAACUUU
Sceloporus undulatus (fence lizard) is the source of this 4278-nucleotide messenger RNA. RefSeq names its product trafficking protein particle complex subunit 5 (gene TRAPPC5). Gene Ontology annotation, cellular component: TRAPPII protein complex; TRAPPI protein complex; TRAPPIII protein complex. Bases 346 to 912 code for a protein of 188 amino acids. The transcript is spliced from 2 exons. Lineage: Eukaryota; Metazoa; Chordata; Lepidosauria; Squamata; Phrynosomatidae. Gene Ontology annotation, biological process: endoplasmic reticulum to Golgi vesicle-mediated transport. The record is from RefSeq and is a predicted model, not a curated record.